Cantharellus anzutake is the source of this 1232-nucleotide messenger RNA. RefSeq lists its product as uncharacterized. Lineage: Eukaryota; Fungi; Basidiomycota; Agaricomycetes; Cantharellales; Hydnaceae. The transcript is spliced from 8 exons. The coding region runs from base 77 to 916 and encodes 279 amino acids. The record is from RefSeq and is a predicted model, not a curated record.
CUUAUUUCUCAUCGCCGCUGUCGAGUACGCUCCCUACAUUCGUUUAGCACACACAGCACAUAUUACACUCCUAAUCAUGCGCUCCUUUGCUGUUCUUCCCCUCCUCACUCUCGCUCUUGGUCUCCUCGCCAGAGCCGCACCUACGGACAACAGUGUUUGCGUGCGGCCUGGCUCCGAGACGUGCGGUGCCUCGUCCAACUCCGGUAUCCUUGCGGCUGGCCUGUCGCUCUCGGAUCGAGUGGCUUCCGCCAAGCUCACCAAUGCCCAGCGUUUCGCGCGUGGAUUGCCGCCUCUCCCCCCCAAGAGGCUCGGGGUUUCCCCCACUCGCAGGGACCCGGUUCCUAGUUCAGUCAACUACCGCGCUGCCAUCCAAGUCAUUCAGCAAGAUAACAGUGCUGUUCUUGGGUACAUCUCGAAGAACUCGCUCAAUCAGGCGCAGUAUGCGUAUGACAAUGAUGUUGCCAACGCCCUUAUUGUCGAUUUUACAUUGACCGGUGGCGCUACGAGUGCUACUGGGAUAGACCUUACCACCGAGAACUCGGAUAUGCCCAACUAUGUCUAUCUCGGUCUUGUUCAAGGUCGCGAUGACACCGACUCGGUUCUUCAAUCUGGCAGCUAUCAAUAUGUCUAUAUCGCGAACACGAACCCCACCCCUGCCAGCUCACCUCCUCAGACUGUUGGCAACUCGUACACUCUGGCCACUGGCCUUUCGCGUACCUCUGAAUCCGCCGUCUGGUCCGUCGAUGUUGUUGCUCUUUCCCUUGCUCCUGUCUGGACCAAUCCCAGUGGAACUUCGGCGACGAUUCAACUGUUCGCCCAGUCAACGGCUUUGUACGCAGGUGGAGACUCAACUCAGUUCAAUAGCCGCUACCCUGCUCCGCUCACCCUCUACCGUCUUCAGCUCGUUCUUUUGUGACGCUCGGGUUGACAAGAUGUAAGUGACGAUAUUCAUGGUUCACUAGGCUUAGCAUUAGUGGCGUUUGUGAUUCUCUCCUACCAUUACAUUUCGAUUUUCUAUGUUCUAGCGGUAUUUUAUUUCCAAACAUGAGGAAAUGCCGCAGCAACAUCUCAAGAGGCAGACUGACUGGUGCCCUAGUCAUCGUGAAUCGCUUUCCUGGCUCUGGGAACUUUUUGUUUUCUGUUGUGAUCUCGGCGUCGCAACACACUAGCAAUCGAGCGCGCAUAGAGCCAUCUCGUUUCAGAUAUCAAACAUAGUCGAUUGUAUAUUAAAU